Messenger RNA from Sclerotinia sclerotiorum 1980 UF-70, 1239 nucleotides. RefSeq lists its product as hypothetical. The coding region runs from base 1 to 1239 and encodes 412 amino acids. The transcript has 5 exons. The record is from RefSeq and is a predicted model, not a curated record. NCBI's taxonomy places the organism in Eukaryota, Fungi, Ascomycota, Leotiomycetes, Helotiales, Sclerotiniaceae.
AUGGAUGGUUUAACUCCACAUACAGAAACUCGAGCGAACUGCUAUAAGAUUACACAAUUGGAAAAGGAAGUGAUUGUUGAAUACAUACUUGAUAUGGAUCGAAGAGGAUUUCCACCUAAAAUCAAGGGUGUAGAAGAUAUGGCGAAUUAUAUUCUUGAAUCAAGAAGUGCGAAGAAAGUUGGAAAGCUCUGGGCUCAUCGAUUUGCAAAUGAUAUUAUAUAUAUAAGAUUAUUAUCGCAUUUAAGUCAUUUAACUCAACCACUUGAUAUUGGGUGUUUUAGUGUCCGAAAACGCUUUCUCAAGAAACCCAACACAUCUAUAUUCGAAACUGUAUUAGCUUUAGCUAAAGGCACAGAAAGAUUGGCAUAUGAAAAUACACUUUUAAGUGCAGAAAACCGUACACUUCGGAAGGCAAAUGAGGCAUUAAGCAAACAUCGACAUGCAAAAAAAACUCAAUUACAGCAAGAAGGAGUACUUACUGGACAAGAAGCUAUAGAUAUAUUAUCUCAGCAAGAGGUUGAUAUUCAGAUUCAACGCGACGAGCGUCAAAAUGGCCCUUUCAAUGCACAAUUCCUGAUGGAAAAGAAGGAAAUCUGGGACAAAAUCCUUGAUGCCGAAAGAAUACAAAUCGAUAAACCCUGGCAUAAAGUCAUCAUUCACAAAAUCCCAAUUCAGGAAUUCUCAGGUCUGAAAGGUAUGGACCUAAUCAAAGAGGAAGUCAAUACCUUCAAUCCAGGGCUCAGUAUUAUGGGUACUCCUUACUGGCUUACUAAUGCCUCCAAGAGAGCCAAACAACAAGACGGAGCAAUAGUCAUUGCAUUUGCUACACAAAAAGAAGCAGAUAUAGCUAUUCAGAAAAGGCUAUAUAUUGCAGGCAUUAGUGUUAGAGUAGAAAGAUUCUAUCCAUCUACUCCUUCAUCCCAAUGCAACAGAUGCCAGGGAUUCGGCCAUAACGAAUCAUACUGCAAAAAACCUCCAGCUUGCGGACUUUGCAGUAAUAAUCAUGCUACAGUCGGUCAUUUCUGUAUAAUCUGCCAAGCAAAAGGCAAACCAUGUCAACAUCUAAGUGUCAAAUGUGUUAAUUGUAAAGGAGAACACAAAGCCAACUCGAAAUCAUUCAAGAACCCUGGAUCCUCUCGAAUCCUGAGAAAGACUUCUCCUCAACCAGAUCUAUUGCCCACUCUAGCUUCUCUCAACUCCUCCCAAAUAAUCCUUCGAACCUGCGUCCCCGAACUAUGA